Silurus meridionalis is the source of this 1227-nucleotide messenger RNA. It is a transcript of the gene cops8, whose product is annotated as COP9 signalosome subunit 8. Gene Ontology annotation, biological process: protein deneddylation; COP9 signalosome assembly. Lineage: Eukaryota; Metazoa; Chordata; Actinopteri; Siluriformes; Siluridae. The record is from RefSeq and is a predicted model, not a curated record. Gene Ontology annotation, cellular component: COP9 signalosome.
AUGUGAUAGUGUUCGUAAAAUAAAGAAGAAAACGACAACAUCCGCUAGCAGUUCGCUUUAGUUUACCGGUUAGCAGGACCACAGACGUCUCGUGUAUCGGUGUAAGAGGUUUCUCAAAGAUGCCAGUGGCAGUCAUGCUGGGAGAACAUUAUGAGAAGCUUCUGGAGCAGUGUGAGACUCAGGAGCUGGAGGCUCCAGGUGGCAUUGCAACUCCACAAGUGUAUUGCCAGCUGCUGUCUCUCUACCUGCUACACAAUGAUAUGAACAACGCCAGGUAUCUUUGGAAGCGGAUUCCACAAGCAAUCAAAACGGCAACCCCAGAACUGGCCGCUAUUUGGACAGUAGGACAGUGUAUUUGGCAGAGAGAUUUCCCAGGCAUCUACAGUGCAAUUGCUGCCCAUCAGUGGUCUGAACCGGCUCCUGUAAUGGAGUCUCUAAGAGAGUCUACCCGUAGGAGGGCAUAUGGCCUUGUAGCUCAAGCAUACACCUCAAUCAGUGCAGAGGACUUUGCCUCCUUUGUGGGAUAUUCUGUGGAAGAAGCUGUAAAGGGCGUUAUCAGUCAUGGGUGGCAGGCGGAUCCCAACGCCCGGAUGAUAAUUCCACAGAAACCAGAUCCCCCGGUUUCAUUGGUUCCAAACGAGCAGCAGCUGGCCAGACUCACUGACUACGUGGCCUUCCUUGAGAACUGAUCCCCCCCUACUCUUACCCCCACCCUCUUUUAAUCUUCACAGCUAAACUUUGUAAUUUCGAAGGUCUUAAGUAUGUUCUUCCUGUUUUUGACUGAGUGACAUGCAGGACUUUCCCAGAUGCUAGUCACACUAUGCAUGUGUUGCUUGAUUUGGAUUUCAUUUAGCAGUGGUUUAACUUUAUUUAGCCCACGCUCCUUUUUUUUUUUUCUUUUCUCAUUAAUUUGCACAGAACAAUUCCUUUGUUCUACACGUCACGAUGGUUUCCAUGUUUUAUGGUGAAGAAUUUCUUCUUAAAGCUCAGGCUAUGAUGCCCGGGCGAAAAAAAUUAUUCAUUUUGUAUUCGUUUCUGAAGGUACAAUAUAAAAGUAUAACGAGAGUGCACAUUUGGCAAAAUCAAACCAUGCGCGUGUUAGGUGUCAUACAUACACUGACGUUUGUGCACUAGGAAUAAACCCAGUAGUGUUCAGUGCUACAUGUAUUGAAAUAAGGUUUAAUCGGCCAGAAUUCACUAAAGAAAUAAAGACCAUAUCCAAACUUU